Erythranthe guttata (spotted monkey flower) is the source of this 561-nucleotide messenger RNA. The record is from RefSeq and is a predicted model, not a curated record. Lineage: Eukaryota; Viridiplantae; Streptophyta; Magnoliopsida; Lamiales; Phrymaceae.
AUGCUCGAUGUCAGUUGUCAUUUCGAUAAAGAAUCCGAAAAUCAAGACUACAACAAGGUGGAGAUAAACACCCCCGCCCUUGUUUAUCUCGAGUUGCUUGAUUACGCAAAUCAGCGUAUCAAAUGUGGGGCGCUAACCUCCUUAAUUGAAGCGGAUGUCGAAAUCGACUGUAGUAGUAUCAACCCAGAUGACAGUUUUCUUUAUUCUCGAUCGCUAGUGGGAUUUUUUGAUGGGCUCUGUAAUGUUAUGUUCCUAAAAUUAGAUUUAUCACAAUGUACAAAGAUUAUUGACUCGGUAUUCACUGCAUGGACUACAACAACUUUUGGCAACUUAACCAAACUUGAAUUGAUUUCUGAUUGUUGUUUUCUCUCGAAGUUCCUUGAAAAUGCUGAUAAUCUUGAAAUCCUUAUUCUCCAGAAGGUUUAUGAAGAAGUGAAAGGGUGGGUGGAACCCCAACGAGUGCCGGCAUGCCUAUUAUCACAUCUUAGAACUGUAAAGCUUGUUGGCAUCGAAGCUAUAAAGCACGAUUUUGAAAUGAUAAUAUAUCUUUUGAGGAACUAG